Molecule: messenger RNA, 3566 nt
Organism: Melopsittacus undulatus (budgerigar)
Lineage: Eukaryota; Metazoa; Chordata; Aves; Psittaciformes; Psittaculidae
Gene: TSEN15
Product: tRNA splicing endonuclease subunit 15
Exons: 4
Coding region: 4-558 (184 amino acids)
Biological process (GO): tRNA splicing, via endonucleolytic cleavage and ligation
Molecular function (GO): nucleic acid binding
Source: RefSeq, a predicted model, not a curated record
AGCAUGGAGCGGGCGGCCGGCUCGGCUGGGGGGAGCUGCGGGCCGGCGGGGAGCACCUCCGCAGGCAGGCAGGAGCCGGGGGACCAGGGCGGCUGGGCCGGGGGGGCUGGCGGAAACUGGAUGGCGACUCACCCCACGCUCACAGAAAUGAUAUCUCUUGAUAUAUCUGACAGUUCUCAAAUCUAUGCUGCAUUUGUGGUUUACCUGGACCUCUUAGAAGGGAGAAACUGGCAUGAAGUGAAUUAUGUUGGAGUAGAAGAACUGCAGCUCGUAUGUUUACAUGCACGUGAAAAAGAACAGGACAGUCCCCAAGUGAUGGUGCCAGUACCUGUGCACAUAUUGUUGAGCCAUGAGAGGAUGAGAGAGAUCAUGAAGAAAGCAUCACUCCCACAGGAUGAUCCUGACACCCCGCUGUCAGUUACUUUGGCCAUAGUUGAGUCAGAUUCCACAGUAGUCUACUAUAAAAUGACUGAUGGCUUUGUACUACCAGACCCUCCUGACGAUACUGAAGAUAUGGACAAUAAACAGUGGAGAAAGAAAAGAAAGCUUUUGAAGUGAUUAAGACAAACACUUUUCUUGAGCUACUGUCCUCAAACAUAAACAAAUCCAGGAACUCACAUAUGUAAAUAAGUUGUGUGCUAAAGUCUGCCUUCUGCAUAUCAAGCAUCUUUUCAGGGAGAACAGAGGCUUGUGCAGCUGUACUGUAAUGAAAUGCUAUUCAAAAGUACAAAAUGGGUCAUGCUUUGUGACUAAUACUUGUGUGAUGUUUCCAAAGCUAGUCUCUUCUUUGUAUCUGGUCAGGUACAUAACGCAAUAAACACAUCCUUACCUAUAUUGUAGGUAUUUGUUAAAGGUAAAUCUUAAGGGGUUUCUGGUGGAAGUACUGAUACCAAGUUAAGGGUGUUGUAGUUUACAUAGUAUCUUUGUCUUAACACUGUGAGAAGCACUCUUGCUACCUCCCACCUUACAUUUCUGAACACUUACUUUCUUUGCUUUUGGAGAAGAGAAUUUUCCACAGAAAUACCUUAUUUUAAAACUUUCUCUGCAGAGGGAAAAUAUAUAACAAUAAGAGAGGCUACUAGAGCAAAGCAUAGACUAGUAGAAGAGGGGUCUCUGGAUCUGCCAUAAGUAUCUAUGAGCAGAGGCCAGCCCUUCACAUGGUCGUAGGUUAUGACUAGAUCAACCACACCUCAAAGUGUUGACCCAGGGUAGUGUUGCCCAUGUAGCUGGAUGCGCACCAUGAUAAAGGUCAUGAUCUGGAAGCACAAUUAAGCACCUGUUUCACAUACAGUGUUGGACAAUUGUCUAAGAACCAAAAGCGCACUGUGUUUAUAUCUCAGUGUGAUGAAGUUGUUUAAAUGGUGACCUGUUGUCCUCUGGAAUUUCCUGUCUGAAAUAGGUUUACUAUACUUUUAGUGCUUCCCUGUGAUGUUAGUGCUUAAAGCUCUCUGAAAAAGAGCACAACAAUGGGGCUUGUUUUUAUCUGUUGCCAAAGUGUGUAAUAAUCUGCGCUAUGAGGGAGCACUAGUUACCUGCUUUGUGUUGCAUCAGGCUUCUGAACCCAUUGUAAUUUCUAGGAUUUCCUUAUUUUUUUCUCUUAAUUAUUUUUUUAUUAGACAUGGCUUGUGCACAUUAAAUUGGCUACCCAAGAGGUGCUUCAGCUAGGGGUAAGUUAAUAGGUAAAAAAACAACUUGAAAUUUCUUCUACAGGAUUUUUCCAUGUCUUUCACAGAAGUCUUCAGGUUAAACUAAAUCAAAUAGUAUCUCAGAAGCAGCUUCUUGAGUGCAAAAAUGUCUGUAUGACAUUUGUGGGGCCAAGGACCACGCAUUCAAAAUUUGAAGCUCAAGAGCUCCUUUUAUUUAUUUUUUUUUUUCCAUGGGUAUAAGAAUGGGAGAGAUUCCAAAAAUCCAAGCUGGAAGUGAAAGACUAUUUAAGCUUCACUAUCCCUGGGGCUAGAGUGGGUGUUCUUACAGUUGCAGAGUUUGAACCUAAUUUGGUCAAAAACACUGGGAGGCAGAAUGAUACAGUGAAAGUCAAGGGCAGGAAGGCCCUCACACCCUGGGUGAUGUUAGGCAUUGUUCUUGGACACUGAUCCUCUGAGUGCUUGCAGGUCAAGGCAAGGAAGGCAACUGCUUUUCUGACUUGUUCAGACUUCAGCCCUCUCAGGAUGUUCCUGGCCUUGUAGCACACACCCAUCCCUCCCACCUUUGCCAACAAACUUGGAGGAGAAGGGUGCACUAUUACCAAGACUUCUGCAUGGCACCUAUGGGCAAAGAGGAAAAUAUUUUUACGAGCUUCACCAUUAGCACUGUUUCCUGCGGGGGAGAACCAUGCUGACUUGGGGAACAUGUUAAUCUAUGAGGAACAGACUGUUGUGCAUGUCCAGGUGCUUUGCUAAGCCUAUCGCAGCCUCACUAAUCUGGGAAGCUACUCGGCAUGUGAGCAACUCUGUGAUACUGUCCCUUGCACCAGUGCUAUUCAUUUUCAUCUUUUUAUUGGUAGCGUUUCUCACUGUUGUACGUUAUGACAGUACUGUUUCUUACAACUAACUCCUCACAUGUGAGCUGUAGUUCACUGAGGUGAGAGCUCCAGCAGCUAAUAAAUACCAGCUCAGAGAGGUUUGCUUCUGGAAGAUUUUGUUCUCAGCUGUUAUCUUGAUCCUGCAUAGACUGAGCGUGGAUGGGUUAUAAAUGUAUGGAUGUGUACCCUGAUCUAUUAGAGUAACUGGGCAAACCAUAUAUGAGCCUGUGUGUGUUUUGAUGCAGGCAGAAACAAAAUGCUUGCUUUUUUUCCCCAUACAGCAAGAGGAGACAGUGGGUCUGUGGGCUUCAGUCAUGGAGAAAGGCAAAGAAAAAUUCCCUCUUUCUUAGUCUUACUCCCCUCAUGGAGGAAAAUCUUAUUUUUAUUUUGGUCCAGUGCCAUGCUGCCUUAAAAAGGUACCUGUGUACUCCUAACAUGCUGUGUUUGACCUUAACUUCAAUAUUUAAUGUACUUUACUGUUUAUUCCAUAAAGUAAAUUUUACGCUUUGCUACUCUACAUACCACCAUUGUUAUAAGCUGUUAAAUACUUCAGCCCCAGUGUAUGUGCUGUAAAAGAGCUGAUUUUGUAUGAAGAAGUGUAUAACAAAUGCUACACUUUGCAGAAUUUAUAUUUAAGUGAUACAUGCUUAACCCUAAAAGCAAAUUCUUCUGCAUUUCUGGGAAAAACUGCCAUUUUGCAGUUUGCGGCAUGACUGACGCUUGAAUUUAACUUUCAUUUUAGUAUUUCUAUACAGAGAAAGAAGACCAUAACUUAAGCCUCCUUUUCUAUAUACUGAAAAGUGCUUACCUAGUCUUCAGAAGCUGACCUGGAAAAUCUGUGCCCAGAGGCUUUGAUUUCUGCCAUGUGUCCCACUGAGAAAUGAUUAUAUAAGCCUUUUUCCAGCUUCCUUAGAUAGUGGUGGCUCUUUAUUUCUGGGGGAAGAAAAACACAAACCAAAAACCAUUGCACAGUUUGUCCCAUCUGUAUUGCAAUGUAAACAAGGGGAUGUUAAAUAAAUUCAGAGCCAGCUGUGCUGUUCCUUUA